CCGGCGUGCCCUGCGCCGCGCCGGAGGGACGGUCCAACAUGGCGGCGGCAGGGGAGCCGGGGAAGGCGGCCGGGCUGGAAGCUGAGGAGGUGCCGGUGGUGGAAGAGGCGCGGAGCUUCAAGGACCUGGGAGUGACCGAUGUCCUGUGUGAAGCUUGUGACCAGCUGGGAUGGAAGGUACCAACGAAGAUUCAAGUGGAAGCUAUUCCUGUGGCUCUGCAAGGCAGAGAUAUCAUUGGACUAGCAGAAACUGGCUCCGGGAAAACAGGAGCAUUUGCUUUGCCAAUUCUUCAAGCACUGCUGGAUGCACCUCAGCGAUUAUUUGCUCUUGUCCUUACGCCAACAAGAGAGCUGGCCUUCCAAAUUUCAGAGCAGUUUGAAGCUCUUGGGUCCUCAAUUGGUGUCCACAGUGCGGUUAUUGUCGGUGGAAUUGACUCAAUGUCUCAGUCUCUGGCCUUAGCCAAGAAACCACAUAUUAUAAUUGCAACUCCUGGCCGUCUAGUGGAUCACCUCGAGAACACCAAGGGCUUCAACUUACGAGCUCUGAAGUUCCUAGUGAUGGAUGAAGCUGACCGGAUCCUUAACAUGGAUUUUGAGACAGAGGUAGAUAAGAUACUGAAAGUGAUUCCUCGAGACAGGAAGACGUUCCUGUUUUCUGCCACCAUGACCAAGCAGGUUCAAAAACUCCAUCGUGCUGCUCUGAAGAAUCCUGUUAAAUGUGCUGUUUCUUCCAAAUAUCAGACGGUUGAAAAGCUACAGCAGUACUACAUUUUCAUCCCAUCCAAAUUCAAGGAUAGCUACCUGGUUUAUAUUUUGAAUGAACUAGCUGGAAAUUCUUUCAUGGUAUUCUGUAGUACAUGUAACAAUACUCAGAGGACUGCUCUACUGCUCCGUAACCUUGGGUUCACUGCUAUUCCUCUCCAUGGGCAGAUGAGUCAGAACAAACGCUUGGGCUCUUUAAACAAGUUCAAGGCAAAGGCACGGUCUAUUCUGCUGGCUACUGAUGUUGCAAGCAGAGGUCUGGAUAUCCCACAUGUGGAUGUGGUGAUAAACUUUGAUAUUCCUACGCACUCUAAGGAUUACAUUCAUCGUGUUGGAAGAACAGCUCGAGCUGGAAGAUCUGGCAAAUCAAUCACAUUUGUCACACAGUAUGACGUAGAGCUGUUUCAGCGCAUUGAGCACCUGAUUGGCAAGAAGCUGCCAGCAUUCCCCAUGCAAGAGGAGGAAGUUAUGAUGCUAACAGAGCGUGUGGCUGAGGCCCAGAGAUUUGCUCGAAUGGAGCUGAGGGAACAGGGAGAGAAGAAGCGAUCUCGGAAUGGUGAUGAUGAUGAUACAGAAGAAGCUCUUGGUGUAAGGAAGAAGGUGGCAGGUGGGAAAAAGAAGAAACGAAAAGCCUUCUAGCUCAGUGUUUGGAUGAACUUUUACUUUCCUGUUUAUGGCUACACGAGCUUGGCAAAAAUAGUCUUCACAGCCAUCUGCAGUGGAUUUUUUUCAGAACUGCUUAAUGUUGCAUUGGGCAGUCAGUCUGGAAAAGGAUUAAAAGGUCUUCCUCUCUUCUGCUUCACUGUUUACAGACUGAGCUUGGUCAUUGUGGUAUAAUGGUGUCAGUCUUUCAGUGAAGCCAAGUUGUCCCUCAGGGAAUGGAAGCCUGUAUGGUAUGGCCCAGCUUAUCCCCAAAGAGGUGGGUGCAGCUUUCCCAUUGCUGCUGCCUCUGUCUCAGUAUCCAGAAUCACUGAGUACCUCUGGGAUCAAAUUGGAUUGCCAGAAGGAAGAGAUGAGAAAGUUUAAAGAAGUAACCAAGUUUCCACUGUACAUCCAUGAUGAGUUUGCCUUACUGAAAGGAUGUGUGAUUCAGAGAACUCCAAAUAUAGCUUAAUUUUAAAGCAAAUUGGUUUUAUUUGUAUUGCAACUGACCUGUUUUGCUUAUUUCUAAUAUCAGCUCUACCAGAAGGUUUUCCUCUUACAUCAUUCUUACUACUGAUUCAGAUGUCACAUAAAUACCUGGAGUGGGUCAGGUGAAGAGUGAUCCAACAGAGAGAGCCUGUUCUGGCUGGUUGGACUGUUCGCAGCCUGGAAUUCAGUUGAGAGUAUGUAACCAUUGGUAAGACCAAGGGGAGGUCUGUAUUUGGUGGCUGAGGUUUUUUUUUUUGGUUGGUUUUCUUUUGUGGUUUUGCAAUUAAUUCUUGUAAUACUUACAAACUAACACAAGAGGGUAGUAUUUACAUAGAAAAACAGCCCAUGAGCUGGGUGACAGACAAACAGGUUUUGAAGGGGUUCUUUUGCAUCGCCCUGUUUAUUCCUCUGGUAGUUUUUCUGUCUUGUACCGAGUUCAGAGUCUUAUCGACUUGCAAAAAUGGAAGAAUUGUACUUCACUACAGGCUAGAAGGUUAAUGCUAGUUCCCGUUGGUAAUAAAUUUUUUUGCACUUGCCACUUUUCUUGGGCAGGAGAUAGGUGAGAAGCUGCUUCAUGAUCAUUCAACACAGAAAUUUAGUGCCCAUCAGAAGAAGAAAAAAACUUGGACUUUCUGCUCAUGAAAGAUGGUGUUCAAAAUUUUAUUGUUUAAGAUGUAAAUGGAAAUCAAGAAUUACUGCAAUACUGAAAAAUGGUAAAAUUGGUAUUUCAUAGUGUUAGCAUGUAUCUUACUAUACAUUUGUUCUGGUCAGAAUGUUCUUAUACUUUUGAGGCAAGACGUUCUAGAAAAGGUGGGUUUUGACUAAGCUAUUUUGAAAUAGAGGCAACAUGUAUUAUGUUGUCUUUUCUCUUAAUGAGGAAGAGAUGUACUCACUGUUGUGAGAAGUGUCUAUGUCCUCUGUCCUUCUUUUCUAGUAGUUUACUCAAAUUUUCCAAAUAUUCACUUUCAAGUAUGAUAAUUCUAAAGCAGUGUAGGCUCAAUGGCAGAUACAUAACGCUACAGAAUUCAGGUCUAUUGACAGCUGAAAAUAUUCUUACAGUUGAGGAAGUGUGCGCAAAUCUUUUAUUGAUCUUGCUGCAGAGAGGCAAAAUGACAAAGUAUAUUAAUUCUGCACGUGCCUUUAGUAGUCAUUCCCUUAGGUAAGAGGAAAUAGCUGUAAGAUAAGAAAGUAAAGAAAGACAGGGAGCUGUUAGAAAGGGUCCAGAGGAGGGCCACAGAGUGAUCGGGGGACUGGAGCACCUCCCCUACGAAGACAGGCUGAGGGAGCUGGGCUUGUUCAGCCUGGAGAAAAGAAGGCUGUGGGGUGACAUCACUGCAGUACUGCAGUACCUAAUGGGAGCCUACAAACAGGAGGGGAAUCAACUCUUUGAAAAGGUUGAUAACUUCAGGACAGAGGGAAAUGGUUUUAAGUUGAGGGAGGGAAGAUUUAGGUUGCAUGUCAGGGGGAAGUUCUUUACCGUGAGAGUGGUGAGGUGCUGGAACAGGCUGCCCAGAGAAGCCGUGGAUGCCCCAUCCCUGGAGGUGUUCAAGGCUAGGUUAGAUGGGGCCCUGCGCAGUCUGGUCUAGUAUGAAAUGUGGAGGCUGGUGGCCCUGCAUGUGGCAGGAGGAUUGGAGAUUCAUCAUCCUUGAAGUCCCUUCCAACCCUGGCCAAUCUGUGAUAUACCAGAGAUGAGAAAAUAGAGGAAUUUGAGUGAGCAUGAGAUGCAAAUGCUGUGGAGCAAGGGAGCUCUCAACUGCUCUUCUGGUUUGCAGAUAGUUGAAUGCAGUGAUUCACAAACUGAACAGGGUUGGACCUGCUAUCAACAAACAAUGAUUAUACCUCUCUGAGUCCCUAGUCUCUUGAUGAUAAGCCUGUCAAUACUAUCCUAGCAAUGUAACUUAGGUGGCAUACAGAGUCAACCUUAUAUAAUAAUGUGAAGGGCAAUUUUAUUGCUGGAGGAGGUGGGACAGGGUCAUUCUUUCUGGAAAUUGCUGAUGCUUAAUUGACAGAGCCUCUACUCAUUUGUUGGGUGGAAGAUUGCAUCAGCAGGGAGGAUCUGUCAUGACCCUUCUUGGGAUCAAAGGUCCUCUACUGGCAAGAGUAGUGCAGGAGAGUAGUAGUUUACUCCUUAUAAAAAGGAUGUAGAGUCACUCCUUGAGUCAACCCUGGACAGUUGGCCACCUCCCUUUGGGUGGUACGACAAACUGUAGAAGUCCUUGGUGCAAGAAAAGCAAAAGUCUGCCCCCACCCACAUUCUCACUGGUGCCUCACCUACCUGCUACAGGUAUGCACAUUCAAUUUCAACCAAAAAUAUCUCAACAGGUUGAAGUGAUAGGAAAUAGUUUCAUACCGUGAAGGUGUUAUGAGGGUUGGGCUGGGGGGUGUUUAUAUAACUGAAGUAGGAUAGGGAGUGUCUAAAAAUAAAAUUUAGUCAAAACAUCUCACAUCCAGACUAAAGGAAAAUCUGUAGAUGGUUUAAUGAGACAUGAAGGGAGAAAAAGGCAGAAGACCUGUCCCUCUGGAUAAUAGAAAACACCAGUACUGAUAUGUGUUUGGCUUCGUGCUUCUGUAUAAGAACUACUGCCAGUGUGUUUGUUCAGUCAGGUGGACACUUAGGGGGUAAUUCUGAAGCACACUUCUGUGAGAGCCUCUCAAGCCUCUGCACAUCAGAGAGCUGAGGUGAAGGAUUAAUCUUGGUGCCAUAAAGCAGGAUCAGGCUAGAACAACCUGCCAGUUUUUAUAGUUGAAACUCAAACAGUUCAAUAAAAAACCGUAUUCUCAAGAUACCUUCAGAAGAGAUGUUUGCAGUUUGAAACAGUUCUGUACUUCCCAAAGUCGAUGACAUGAUUGUUUAUGUGCUUGUAAUGAUAUAAAAAAUGCUUUAUAGUUUUGAUUUUCUAAUGCUGCACAGAUGUCUACGUCAAGCAGUAAAGAACAGGGAUAUUGUGUCUUUCAAUUUAAUGUUACAGAGACAGCAGAGGUGGGAAGAGCCUUUGGGGAGGAAGAGUGAAAUUGAACACUGGUGUCAGGGAUGAAAGUAGUGUUGUGUGCAGACCUAUCUGUAGGAAACCAAAACUGGGGUUUCCUUUUUUUUCUUUUUUUUUUUUUUUUUUUUGUUAUUCCGCAUAAAUAUUGAGAGGAUAGCUGCCAAAAGGUAGCAUCCUUUGCAAUCCCACCAUGGUCCGGACCAUGAAGUGCGUUCUAUGAUUGCAAACCCCCUGAAAUAGAGAUGACAAAGAGAGUGAGCUGUAUGUGAUAACAUUCUAGCAUGAACCAUUUAUCUGUGCUUUGAAGAGCCUUAGUUUUAGUUAGGAACUCUGAGUAAGAAGUGAUUGGGAAUCUGGAAGGACUGUUUAUGAAGUGAAGCUGAAAUUAGAAAACAUUCACAGUUGUGCCAAGCACAGGAAAAAGGAAAAUAUCCAACAUACUUAAGAGCCAUUGGAAGUACUUGAGGAGGAAUGAAAUUGAUUGCAUGACUUGUGGAAGACAGAGGCACGUACCAAGCAUUUUGAUCUUAUAUAAAUAUUAACUCUUGUAUAAAUAUGAAGUUGUGGUCUGCCUUAGGUAGCAUGUGAGGAGCUUCUGUGAACAUUUGAGCAAGUAAUUCUUGUAAAUGUUGCAGAGCAAACAAAUACUGUAGAAAUCCAGUUUUGGUGCCAGAAGUAGUUAUGUAGUCACUCUGGAUUCUUACUGACUCUUUUCUAAAUACUUAGCAAUUCAUUUUGUGGAAAAACUCUCAAUGUGUAAACUCAGAGAAUCAGAAUAUAAGUUUCUGACAUAGAAGCCCAAGCUUUGGUUUAACCCCUGAACUUUGAGGAGAAAGAAAAAAACAAAGUUGAAAGAAGUUUUCUUAGUCUAUAGAUUUUUUCUCCUAAUCAAACUAUGAAAGCUGCCAGGUAACUACUUAAAAGGAAAAACAGAAGUUGUUUUCCCUUUGGUAUCUGAAAAGAAUGGUUUUUCCCUCUCUGGUCCAGGGGCAGAUACAGCUAUGCCAGCGGUGCUGUAUCUUCUCCUGAGGACCAUCCUGUUGUCCCUUGGAGUUUGUUCAGUGCUUCUCAGGGAUUUAUCUGGAAGCCUGAACCUGGGCUAACUGGAAGCUGACACAGAGUAAUUCAGCACGCCUGCAAGGAAGAGGGCGUACAGCAACAUUUUCUUUGCCUUCUGUGCUGGAGGAUCAUCAUAAUUGCAGAGAUAUACUUGCUGCUUCUCUGCCUUUUUGAAAUAAACUCCAGAGAUAAAGCUGUCAGAAGCUUCUGCCUUCCAUUACACACUGAGCUUGGUAUUUCCAAGUAUUCCUGAGGAAUGGGAGACACACUGUGGGCUUUCUUUGCCAAAAGGGUAAAUACUUUAUCUUCCAUUCAAAUCCUUAUAAAGGCAGAGAUAGAACCCUGUUGACAGGCCUCUAGUUGGCGUAUUUCCAUGUGGACUGAUUUAAAUUCUCUUUAUCCUUGUUAAGAUUUUUUCACGCACAAAUAUAUCUUUGUGCAAAGAAAGGCAAAGAGCAAAUCCUGCUCUGCAAGUCAUUUGUGUGAGGUAGAAGGGAGGAUUUCAUGAUAAGAUUGAAUUGAUUUGGUUAUGCUGGCUUUCCAGAAGGGAAUGAUUCAUUUGUGUGUUUUUCUUGUCCUACUGUUCAUUCUGUUAACAGAGUUAAAAAUUAAAUCUCCUGGUUUUGACCUAGGAAAAGGUCUAUGCACAACGAUGUUGGAGUCACAAUAACUUCUUCCCUGGAGUCACAGUGUAAUUGGGGUGCAGGAUCCCUGGAGCAAGCCUGGGAGAGAAGCUUGUUUAGUUUUAUUUAAAGCAACAAAAAAUAAGGAAUGGUAAAUUUGCCACUGAUGGCUGGUUUCCUAUUGCUGCUGUUCAUGUGCAUGCAUACAGCUGCUUAUCUUUGUGUAUUCCAGAGGCUCUGUAUGGUUGUUAACGACGGGUCAUUCCAAAAUACAAUCAACAGCAUGAAGCAGAUGCCCUAAUAGACUCCACCGGCAGAACCUAAAAAGUCAGCUUUCCUUCCCUCCAAUUGCAGAUCUCAAAUGCCUCUUAAAGAUUCUGCAGAUCUAUGGGUGAUUUUCCACUAGAUACUCAAGUCCUGUAGGUGUUUCUUUGUUUAAGGCUUUCUGCACCCUUUGAUGAGGACUGCUUUAAUAUUAACUUGGAAUCUUGGAGUCACUCUUCCAAAUACCAAUAAAAGUUUAGGUGAAAAUGCAAAGUUGUAAAGAAUGCAAACAGAGUAUUGACUCUACUGUCCAGAAUAGAUCAACUAUAAUCAUUUGUUACUUUGUUAUCUAUGUAAUGAAUAUCAGAAAUAACUUGCUAGUCUACACAUACUAAGAUCAAAUUUAGAGAGAGCCUCCCUUCCACCUGUUUGGUGGUCUGGUGCAGCCAGGCUUGCUCUUGUCAGUCAGGUUUGUAGUGGGUCCCUGCAAAGUGUUGUUAGCACACUGGCCCUUUGGUUCUUCCAAUGCUCUCAGUCAGAUAUGACUACUUUUACUCUGGUUAAAUUGCCUUUAUGUAGUUCAAAAGAUGAAUUUUUGGAAACCCCCUCCAUGAUUUCUGGGCUAUCUCACUUUGAAAAUGCCAGUGCUUCUUUUGCAAGUCAGAUGCUACCAUCUGGUCUGCCCUAUAAAUGGCUUUUUGUGGUUAAUGGGGGCUCUCCCUCCCCAUCACUGCGUGGUUAAGCUGAUGCAAGGACAAUUGCUGUAAUUAUGAUCUCUGCUCUUUUCGUGAGUAUGUGACUGCCAUGUUCCUUUGAAAAUCCAACUGCAGGCAGUUGUGGCUCUUUUGAAUUCAACAGAAGCUGCUUACUUUAAGAAAGAUGUGGUCUGUGCAAGGCUCUGUAGCCUCCAGCGGUUGAUAAAUCUGUUGUACAAGGGAAGGGCACCUUGCUGGCAGGCAUAGUCUCAGUGAAAUCCUCUUUAUCUCAUACACACAUCAGAGGUUCUGAGGGUUUUGGUUUGUUUUGUUGCUUUGUGUGUUUUCUUUCCUUUUUUUUUUUAAUUAAAAACAAAACAAAAAACAACAAAAAAAAAAACCCUUGGGAAGCUGUUUGCUUGUUCUUUCUUGGCAAGGAAGACAGAAACCCUCAAGCAGCAGUAUUUGUUUGUCCUUUGCCAAGUAGGACACAGAUUAGGUCCUUAAGCAGGACCCUCCCUUGCCAUGUCCUUUAGCCUCACUUGCCUGAGCCAGGGCAGCCUCCUGGUGGGAGGGCUUAGCUGUGUUGGCCAUGUCAACCCUGCGCUUAUGUGAUGAACUCCACAGAACUGUGUGCUACCAGUUUGUGUAGUUGGUGCUUUCCUUCUUUCUUCUGAGGUUAACAUCCAAAAAUAUGCUGAAGUCUGCAUGAAGGGUUGUUGUGCAGUGGUUAUUGACAUGUGAAAAUGGAGGGAUAAAGAUGACUAGUGAGAGAGAAGUUUUUCACAAGCUGGAUGCUAAGUUGCAUAGAGCUGGUACUUCUAGAUGGGGAUAGACCUUUCGGAAGCAGAAAUGUGAAGCCAACCAUGGCGCGGAGACUUUGUCUUGCUUGAAGUUGUCUGACUUUCAGGAUCUGGACAUUCAUCUAAUUGGCCUUACACUGACUGUACAAAUGUGUAAUUUUCUGCCUGCUUUGCUGAAGUAAGAUAACUGCACUAGAAGCCAUGGUGAGCCUUAAAAUGAAUCUUGGAUUGAAGGAAAUUGCUGGUGAAUGGGUGCACUGCCCCAGAUCCAGCUUUACUUAGAAGUGUUCGAGGUACAAGCCAGGGCAGCCUGACGUAGGAGGCUGUACUGGAACCUCCAAGCAGGUUAGCCUGCCCGCUUACCUCAGAGAAAUCUUAUUGCCUAGGUGAACAGAAAGUUGCAAGCUCCACUUUUUUUGCGCUGUCUGCAGGAUUUCAUCACCACUCAGUCCUCUCCCACUUUCCGAUCAGAUAAAGCUGACCAAGGGACUCCACUAAUCUUGGGAAGCGUUCAGUGACAGAGAUCCUGGGUGGUGCUGCCAUGUAGGAACAGCCUGGAGCCACCUCUGCGAUAAUGUAAGGAAGAGAAUUUCCUUGCAUGGCCUGGGGCAGGGAGCUCCUCUGCCCACAGCUCCCAGGGUGCAGCUCCUUCGCUGCCUUCCAGACUCAGUGCACGCUGGCUUAUUUGUUCCAAGGGCUUCAUGUAAUUAACUGGCACCCAAGUGCUUUGCUCCUAAAGCUGGCACAGGCCUGCUGAACUCUGCUGAGAUCUUCUCUGAGCAGGAUUUCAUCAUGCUUGGUGUGCCCCAGAACAUGAUGCCUUUUUUGAGCUUCCAGUAGUUUGAGCUUUUUUGGGACAUGCCAUCUCCUCGCUCUCUUUAGCUAUCCCUACAUGUCUGACUCCCUUCCUUCACCAUGGUAGCCUCAUGCAUUCAUCAUUUGUUUGUGCCCUUUUCUAAGCACCUGUUGCACCCUGCCCUGCUUGCCUUGCCUCUUGUAGGCAGAUCUCUCAGAUACUCAGCCAGUUCUUUGUUUUGCUGUUCACAUCACACCAUGAUGUGGUCCUGCAGACACUUCUUGCUAAUAGGCAUAAUAGGUAGAUGCCUGCCUGGGCCAUUUUCCUCCAGCACUCCCUAUCUUGCGUUUUCCAGGGUGUGGGGAGAUGCAAACUGUCUCAGCAGUUCCUGAAUUGUUCUUCCUCUCUUGAUGGCAACGUAGGAGACGCCUCUGUGCUUUGAAGGCUCUUGCCAGAGGAGUUUACUUACAGCCCCAUGCAGGUUCCCUCAUUGCACAACUGCAAGCAUAUCUCAUCUAGUCAUGAUGGACUGAGAUCUGUGUUUAUGGAUGCUGUAGAGUUUAGAAGAUAUAAAACAAUAAAGUCAAUGAAACAAGGCAGAAAUUAUAUUGCCUGGGCCCACCCGACCAAUCUCCUCAUGCUUGACAGUGUGAAACUGCUUGUUAGAAAGAGGUCAUUCAUUUAUUGUCAGCAACUUGUCUUAAUCUGUUUGGUGAGUAAGGAAAGGGAUGGUUAAAUAGAGGGCAAGCCUAUCAAAAUUUUCUGCUGCAUUGAAAGAGCAAGAUACAUCCUAAACAGUAGAACUCAACUGAUUCAUUUAUCUCUACUUAAUAAAUACAAAUGACUAGAUAGGAAAGUCAGAUUUCAACUGGCCAGCGGAAGUUUUAACCACAUGUACAGCUAGAUUAACCACUACUGAGAUUCGGGAUCAACUGUUAUGUAAGUCCAAACAUUUUUUUUAAUUGGAAAUGGAAUAGCAACAGAUGCUGUUUGCUAAAGAAAGCCGACUGUCAUGUAACACAUCCAGAAUGUGUGUUUUGUUUGGCAGAAUCACACGUGGAUUGUCACUUUCCUUUGCCUUUACCUCUAGGGAAAAACAUGCUGCUAAUCAGACAGGUGAAUCAUUAUGAGUUGGAUUUAUUUCUUACUUGGGUUGUCACAUAAGAACAAAGCCUAACAUAACGCAGCUCCAGUUCAGCACAGCUUCAGAUCCACUGAGUGAUUUCAGUUCUGGCUGAAGGAAAGCAACCAUGAGAUGGCUUGUCAGGUUGUGGCUGGCUCCUUAGAGCAGGAUAGACUGUAGGCUGUGAAAGGCUAGUGUGCUAAGUCAUAGGGCUAGUGGUGAUUCAUCAGCUGCCUCACUGCAGAAUACCACUGAGACGCUAAUUCCUGUAGUGUAAGAUCUCAUGGUAACUGCUGCCUUUACGUGCAUUGUGGCCCUGUAACCUUAGCCUAUUCCACGCAUGAUGCCAUACGCCACAUGCCAAACAGGUCAGAGCCAAAAUGUGUGGUGAUUCCUUUUGCCUUUUAAAAAUGUAAACAUGAAGGUGAUGAUUUUUCCGUAUGGUUAAAUAAGCCACCCAGCAGGUGCCAUAGGCCUGGUACUGCUUACUCUGAAAACAUAGUGGUGAUUCCUGGUGCUCAACAGCAGCUAGGUGUUACCUUGGGGUGAGAUCCUGUAUGUGGCCAUGGCUUCCUGGAGAAGCGCUUCAAAGCCUUUCCACAGGACAGCUGUUCCCUUGCCAGUAGACUUUUUAUUACUACAAACAAAUGUCUGUUGGAGUGGUUUGUUAAUAAUAAGCAAGGAAAGGAUUAUCAGGCAAUGCAGUGACUGUGAAAGAGGAGCAGAACCUGCUGCAGGAAGGUCAUAGCUCCAUUUGCCCUAUCACACACACACCAAGAGCAGUCCCUCAUCUCUCUAAUGUUUUGUUGGAUUGCUCCUAUCAUUAGCUGAAGCUGUGUUUGCAUUUCUAAGAAGGUUAAUUGGCAACUACACCUUCAAUAAAUUAAACCUUUCCCUGGAGUAUGACUGUCACUACGGGGGAUGUCACUUUGUUUAUCAAACAGAGCAGUCCAGGGCUGCUGAGUCUGGAAAGAAGCAGGAAGCAGGGAGUCCAGAGAGUGAGUUUAGUUGUUCCUUAGUUGAGGUUAUCGGUCCAAAUUGGACCAAAACAAAAUCCAUCUGGCAUGUACUAUCUUUCUCCAUACUGCAUGCCAGAAGCCUUGCAAACCUGUCUCCUCUCUGCUAAGUCCCCUCUAUUUGACUACUAAUAAUGACAGGAUAUUUUUGUUCUUCCUCCUAGCUUCAGGGUGCUCCUGGGCUGUCAGGAAGUUUGGAGGAAAAGUAAUUAAGGCCAAAGAAAUGGCAGCCUGCCUUAUCUCCCUGGUUUGGAUAUCCUUUCCCCCUUCCAGUCCUGGGCCCAGCACCAGACUGGAUGUUCCCGGAGUGGGGAGGUUUCUAUGUGACGUUCACCAGCAUCGUGUUGUUUUCUAACUCAUCACUGCUUAUUGUUUGGGUAUGUCUGUGUAAAUGUGGCAUGUUUGCAAUGUCUUUCAUGACCACCAAGGACAGGAAGGCGAACACACCGGUGUGAUAGCAGACAGCACCAGUUUUAUCUGGAAUGCAGGCUUUAGGUGAAGCAGAAACCAUCCCAGCAGCAGGAGGUCCCACCAUCUAGUCUGAAUCACCAGUGGAAAUUUCCUUUUGAAGUUUCAAAAGAAGGUUGGAUUUUUGGUGUGAUGAAGAGUGCACGUACUCCUUGCUGUAUGAGCUGCUCCUUGCAUUAGGCUGCAUAUGCUAGGAGGUGGUUUUCCUUUGUAUUUAUUGGAAAAUAUAAAACACUGAGUGAGAAUUCUAUGCACAGAUUGCAGCACCCUCCAGUCAGCUCUCCCCUUGAGAUCUCCACUCUUUAUUAUGAUAGAAUUAAAGAGAGAAUAAUGAAAUGGAUUAGAUUAGGACCUCAGCUCCACUUCUCAAGUACUUAAUCUCUCUGGCGAGGAUUCAAAUAUAUGGCCUAAGUGCUCCAUCUUUACAAAGGGCAGCUACUGCAUUAAGCAGCAUUUAUAGAGUGCAGAUCAAGAAGAGCUCCUGCCCCAGAGGAGCAUAUACUGAGCUUCCUGCAGUGAAUUUUUAGGGCAAAGCACUUUCUGUGAUGUUGCUGCUUGCAACUAUCCUCUCUCUCCUAGCCUGCAUGGCUCCUGCUUUAACCACCCCCUUCACCUUACAAAUCCCAUACUGUAUCUAUUUUUAAUACCUGUUGCAGUGGUAGAGGCAGUAGAACCACAGGUGUGCAGGGCUGGGUGCGGCUGCUGCUACUUGUGCAUGCCUGCGUGCAGGAAUGUGUGUCUGUGCACAGCGGUGUGCCCAGCGAGAUCAGCUGCAGUGAGAGGCAGCAUUUCACAGGAGCAAGCAGCUGGGGCUGGAAUGCUAUCACAGGCACACCCAUUUAAACUUCUGCCUCAGUUAAACAGAUACAAUGGGGUACUGUUUCCCCAUGCUUUUUCUCCCAAGUACAACUACUUGAAUAUGUAUCAUGAUGUCAUCGAUUUUAACGCUGCUUAACCGGCAAAUGGAGAGGCAUGCAUAAAGUAAACAUCGCUAUGGCCCCUGGGGAGCUUAAUGUCAGUCAACGGUCAUACCAGAGGAUUGGAGGUACAUAAAGCAUCAGUUGUCAUCAGCAGGUAGGACUGGAGGAAACAAGAAGAAAAAUCUUCACAUCAGUGCAACUGAUUUCUCCUGGCAAACGUUGUGCUGGGAGAUUCAUUCAAGAAUGUGUUAUGAAGUGAGGAGUAAAACGAUGAGCUGUAGUCCCAAACCUCCAGCAAGGCAGUAUCUGAGGCACUUUGGGGCUUGUAUUGUCCUGGAGGUCAGAAAAGCUGCCCAUUGGCCUCACAGUAUAACAUAAAGACUGAACUAUCCAGAAGGGAAACUCCAUCUCCAAGGCUGAUACCAAAGCUGUGUGUGUUAUCAAAUACAUUAGUUACACCUUCAUGGAGCCUGCUUGAUUUUCCCAUUGACUUUCACAGGUGGCUUUUCAGUAGCUUUGCAAGAGGUGAUGUUGGGACUGGUGACAUCCAGCCAUCACAAUCUGCCUGUCACGGGGACCUCUUCCAUACUGCAAGAAAAUCUGCAGGAGCGAUAGCCUAUGAACCAAUUGUCCUCAAUUUUACCUUUCAUUUGUUCCUUAUAUUUUUUCUUUGCUGUAACUCAUUUCCUUCAUGAAGAAUCACGUCAUCAAUUACUGACUAGCUUUGGCUGGAUAGCUCACAGACAGAAACUGCUGACUGAUCCCAUGGUUCUGCAGCCAAUAGCAGAUUUGUGCACAGCCAUAUCACCCAACAGGAUGUGCCUGAUUAAGAGUAAGCGUGUAAAUGUAGUGGUAUUUCUGAUAAUUUAGCCAGGAAAGGUGACAAGUUUAUGCCAGGUAUUGGGAUUUUUUUUGCUGGCUGUUGUGGAGGUACAGAUCAGUACCAGCACACUGAUAGAAAAAUAAAACCUAUCAGCAGGUUUUGUUUUGUUUGUUUGUUUUAUGAAGUCUGAAGUGGAAGGAAAAAUUGGUGUUGGAUCUCAGCUUUGUUUUAUGUCAUUGUGGUGGCGUUUGAUAAGGUAGCUGGAGCUUCAAAGCAGAAUUUUCUGUAUCACUGAGCAAAGAGAUUUAGUGUGCAACCUGAUUCCCAGGAAUGCUUCUUGCACAGAAACAACCCUCUAUAGAGCCUCUUAACCAAGCCACUGCCUCUGAUUCCAAGCAGAAGAGCUGUCUUGGAAAACAUGUCGCCAACAGCACCCAUGCAAUGGCAGAUCUAACCAUCUCCCAGUGUGCACUGGCCAGAAUAUUUUAACAAAUCCUCUUGCCCUUUUCUUGUACAAAUCUCUUAUCUUCUCAGAAAAUAAACCCCUUUAUACCAGGAAUCCAGGCAUUUAGAAGCCAGGAAUAGAAAGAGAUUGACCAAACCCAGCUCAUUUAUAGAAGGAAGUUUCUGAGAAGGAAGCACCAACCGGCACUCUCUGCCAAAGCAGCACAUCACUGUUAUGUAUUUGAAACACUUAUUUUCUUACUGGAACUCAAAAUGGGGGAGCAAUACAUGCAGUUUGGAAGAGAUGAUGGCUGCAAGUAAGUAACAGCUCUGAAGAACGCUGCCAUGAGUUUUUUUCCUUUUUCCUUUUUCCUUUUUUCUUUUUCUUUGAAAUCAUUCCUUUCUUGGUGUCAAGUGUUUCAGGUCCAAAGGAAAAUCAUUCAGUGUUUAGAUGGGGUUUUUGGUAAGCCUUGAAUACUUGCUUUCAGAACCAGAACACGGGGAGUUCAUGGUUGGGAACUCCAGCACAAAGUCCAAUUUGUGAGGAGGUGGCACCCAGAAAUGCCAAAUGCUGCCUUUGUCUUUGCUCUGGCUAAAGAGGGGGUGCUCUGAGCUGACCACUUGGUCUAUCACCUCUGGGCCAUUUCCCUGCCCCAUGACUAUUUCCAAGGGUGUUGUACUGUUUAUUUCUUAUUUGAUUUAAAGACGGAGGAAAUGGAAGGGGUAGGACAGGGUGGAGGCUAUUGCACUGUUAGCACAGCGUGAAGGAGAUUGUGCUGGAGGUGAGAUUUUUCAAGGAGAGAGUUUGUUGUGUUGUCAGUGUACUGAACAGGUAGCUAAGCAGAAGGAGUGACAGUAUUCACAGUGUAGCCAAUAUCACUGACCAAAAAUAAACACAUUGUUUGAACAUAUCACAGAACACCAUGCACUGUCACUCCCUAGGCAUCUAAUUGCUUUAUUACUUGGUUUAAUGAAAGUUACAAACUCACUCUCCAAAACUCCCAGACAUUCUCUGUCCCCUGGACCCAGCUGAGGUGAGAAAGGCCACAGUGCUCUGCCCUGUGCGGGUGGCUCCAUGCUGCAGCUGGUGAAACCUGGCUGGCCCCAGGCUGCAGGGUGCUGUGGGCAGCACCAGACAUUGGCAACCCAGGAUCAGGCAAUGCCAGUAGUGAGAAAAGCGAAAGGAGUGGAGCCAACACAGAGGGAGAGCCCGGCUGCUACUUCUCUCAUUCACCAGCAGCCAGCUUAUCUGUUCAGGGACAUGAUAUGGCUAAAGGAAGUUAAUUUGCUACUGUAUCAUAGAAUCAUAGAAUCAUAAAGGUUGAAAAAGACUGCUAGGAUCAUCUAGUCUAAUCGGCUGCUCAUCAGCACCAUGUCCCACAGUGCCAGGGAGGUGGUGGAAUCACCAUCUCUGGAGGUGUUCCAGAGCCUUGUGGAUGUGGCACUGAGGAACAUGAUUAGUGGGCAUGCUGGGGAUGGCUGACAAUUGGACUAGAUGAUCCUAGCAGUCUUUUUCAACCUUUAUGAUUCUGUGAUACUGUGAUCCUAUAUGCCAACCCCAUGCUGGUAAUUGUUACUCUGCAACACCUUUUCAUAUUUGUCAGUGCUGAUACAUCAGAACAAAGUCCGUCUGGUAAGUAUCCUCAUCCCCAUCCACAUAAACUGGAUAUCUUAUCCUCAUCCCCAUCCACAUAAACUGGAUAUCUUAGCUCUGAAAUAGCCAGUGGAACCUCAGAACUCCAUUGAAACACUUAGUAAGGUGAUUUGAGAUGCAUGAGUAUAUCCAAAACAUCUGCACAAGGUUGCCAGGUAUUUCCGAAUCACAAAAUCAUCUAGAUUGGAAAAGACCUUCAAGGUAUGAUACAGAAGGUAUGGAAAACCCAUGAGCAGCUGAUAGGAGCCAGGCAGGGUAUCCUGUGGCAUCUCAAAUGAGAACUUAGAUACCCAGCUCACAACUAGUGGAUGUAGACCAGAGCUGCUUCUCUACUGCCCUCACACUACAUGAGGGCCAUGAACACCACUUCUCAUGCUAUCAGGAGCCAGCAGCACUUGGACUCCUGGGUCACUGAGGAUGGCUUUUACAAGUGCAGCCCCAUGCAUUAGUAUCUUGAAAGCACAGGCUGUGUUUAAUGACUGACUCACAAGGAUUUCUCAAGUGUUCUGGAAAAUGUCAGUGUUAAUCUUCUUAUCUUUUCUUCAUUUUUCCCCACAGACCUGAUGUAAUUUGACACACUGAUUUUAUGGGGUUUUGUGUAUCUGUGUAAACACAAGGAAAGUAGC
Messenger RNA from Lagopus muta (rock ptarmigan), 16193 nucleotides. It is a transcript of the gene DDX47, whose product is annotated as DEAD-box helicase 47. Gene Ontology annotation, molecular function: ATP binding; RNA helicase activity; nucleic acid binding. The coding region runs from base 39 to 1400 and encodes 453 amino acids. The transcript has 12 exons. Lineage: Eukaryota; Metazoa; Chordata; Aves; Galliformes; Phasianidae. The record is from RefSeq and is a predicted model, not a curated record.